Messenger RNA from Salvelinus namaycush (lake trout), 2017 nucleotides. Its product is annotated as restin homolog. Lineage: Eukaryota; Metazoa; Chordata; Actinopteri; Salmoniformes; Salmonidae. The transcript has 5 exons. Bases 137 to 697 code for a protein of 186 amino acids. The record is from RefSeq and is a predicted model, not a curated record.
CUUAAGGUUAGGUAAGGAUUAUGGUUAAGGUUAGAGUAAGGGUAGGGUUUAAGGUUAGGAUUUAGGGUAUGGACGUCCCAAGGCUCCCAGAUAGCACUAGCAUACCUUGCACUGCUACGCGGAAGUAAGUGGAUGAAUGCAAAAUGGUCAUCAGCACUCCGGAAUUCAAGGGAAUAUAAACGUAAAAAGCAGUAUGCGGGCUGUGUCUGCGCUAGUGUUCCUGGCCGUGGGUGUGAUGGUGGUGUUGAUGUACCAGGCAGUCCGCCAGGAGCUGACUCUGCGGGGUCUUAAAGCCCGCGCUCUGGAGAGCUCCUCUCAGGUCAAGCAGAAGGAGAACGACAUCGUCCAGGUCAAGAUGAAGAUCCAGAAGCUGAAUGGUGAGCUGGAGCCCAUCAACACCAAGAGAGACGAGCUGACUAAGAAGAAGGAGCAGUCUGCUAAAGCCACAGGCGAGGCGGACAAGAGUCUAAAGACCUGUCAUACAGAGAAGGCCGAUGCGGAGAAAAAGAAGACUGACGCGUCGGCGGCCCUUCAGAAAGUUAAAGAUGAACAAGAAGCACAGAAGAAGAAAGCUCAGGAGGAGAUCCAGGCGUUGAAACAGCAGAUUCUGGAGCGGGACAAGGCACUGUGUGCGUUUGUGGACCAGACCAAUGAGGAAGGACGGAAGCUGUGUGGAAUCACAGAGGCCCCAAAAUGAAGACUUGGACUACACUAUCAGCCUCCAUCCCUCCCUCACUCACUCCCUCCCUCAUACUUGCCGUGAUGCACACACACCCAUACACAUCAUCGUUGUGCAGCUCAUAACAUUCACCACCUACAACCACCUUCACUUCACUGUACCUCUCAAUACUCAGGAAAAUAAAAAACAAGAAGGGUUUGGAAAACCCAGUCUGAAUGUCAUGUCUUCAUUACAUACAGUACACUGUUAGUUUAUGUAUGCAGGUAAGGAAGGGAGACAUUACAUUAUUUAAUUAGUGAGUUUCAUCCUAUGGUACAAUACAUUAAUGUAGGAAUGACUGAAAGAGGUUAGGGCUAAUUCCCUCAGAGAUGGAGCAAGGUGUCUCUGAGGUGACUUCUGAAUGUUGCAAAGGUUCUAGAGAAGAGUUCUAGAGAAGUGUGCAGGUGCAUGCCCAUCUGGUUCAAUUGUCUAUUAAAUAUGUAUUAUGCAUAGAUGUAUGAUUGACCUUUAUAGUGCAUAGAUCUAUGAAGGACCUUUAUAGUGCAUAGAUGUAUGAUUGACCUUUAUAGUGCAUAGAUGUAUGAUUGACCUUUAUAGUGCAUAGAUCUAUGAAGGACCUUUAUAGUGCAUAGAUGUAUGAUUGACCUUUAUAGUGCAUAGAUGUAUGAUUGACCUUUAUAGUGCAUAGAUGUAUGAUUGACCUUUAUAGUGCAUAGAUGUAUGAUUGACCUUUAUAGUGCAUAGAUGUAUGAUUGACCUUUAUAGUGCAUAGAUGUAUGAUUGACCUUUAUAGUGCAUAGAUGUAUGAAUUACCUUUAUUGUGUAUAGAUUUAUGAUUGACCUUUAUUGCAUUUGGGUGUGGUGUGCGUUAAUCAGAGUAUAACAUUGCCCUGUGUGCGUGCAUGUGGGUAUUGGGAAAAUUUAAGAUGAAUAAAGUGAAUAUUCAGUUAACAGUAAUUAACACAAUGAUUAGCAUAUUUAUAUGUUUUCCGUUUCUAUAAUACACAUGAUUUCCAAUGUUCUAUUUGUGACACACUUUUGUAUGGGUUGAUGGUCACUAGACCUGAGCUACUGAAGGUACAAGGACCGAGAACACACUGAUUAUUAUUGUAUUGAUGACAUUAUGAACACUGUGUGAUUCUGUAGCAGCCGGCAAAGUCACUGUCUUUGUAUUGACUCCAAGCCUCUCUGGUUGAUGUUUUAGAGAACAUUUGGUACUGUCUGAUUAGAAUAUGAAGGUUCUGUCUCCAAGAGCCCCGUUGGACAUUUUCUAUGCUUCUGUUCUGGAGGUGUCUCCCUGAAGGAUUGUAUUAAACUGGAUUGAUCUGAUUGAUAUUA